Molecule: messenger RNA, 279 nt
Organism: Danaus chrysippus (African queen)
Lineage: Eukaryota; Metazoa; Arthropoda; Insecta; Lepidoptera; Nymphalidae
Source: the annotation of a GenBank genome assembly
AUGCGCAGUACAUCAUUAAUUAGCUUCACCCGUGCGAUUUAUUACACUACAGAGCAAAACUCUGCCAAGGAGUCAACGACUGCUAGCGUUCAACGCGAACAGGGGCGUCGGCAAGCCUCGGUGCACGUGUACCGGGUCGUCCGGUGCUCCGGCACCAACGCUUGCCGACUCCCCGCCGAGGGGGAGCCGGUCUGUGACGUCACUCGCGUAAUCAUUUCAUUGAGCCGAGUAUGGGCGGACGGAGCCGACGGCACACGAUCCGCUCCGCCGCCACACUGA